AACAAUCCUCAAAAACAAAAUUUAGAAUUACCACAAAGAAAUGAAUCAUCUUUUUUAGAACCAAAAACUUUUAUAUCUGAAUGUCGAAAGUAUAUUAACAUAGAGCUAGAACUAGCCGGUGUGAAUAAAAGUAAUAUUUCAAUUUCUUUUAAAGAUUCUAUUCUAAUAAUUAUGGCAAAAAAGAAUUUAUCUUAUCAAAAUUUUAAUGGGACUUUUUAUCGAAACCCUCGAUCACUUGGGACAUAUAAAAGAAUCUUAAAAAUUGGAGUAAAUGCAAUAGAUAGAAACUCUAUUAAAAGCAGUUUUAUUGACAAUGUUUUAAUUUUAAGAAUUAAUAAA
Molecule: messenger RNA, 339 nt
Organism: Dictyostelium purpureum
Lineage: Eukaryota; Evosea; Eumycetozoa; Dictyosteliales; Dictyosteliaceae
Exons: 1
Source: RefSeq, a predicted model, not a curated record